Molecule: messenger RNA, 4165 nt
Organism: Trichobilharzia szidati
Lineage: Eukaryota; Metazoa; Platyhelminthes; Trematoda; Strigeidida; Schistosomatidae
Source: the annotation of a GenBank genome assembly
UGCAGUUGGGAAUAAACCACUCCUAGUAUGUUUAUAUGUUGAUGUUACCUAGCAUUUGGUCUUUGACCAUGUGUUUGCCUUCUGUCUGCUGUGUUAAGUGGUAUAAUAUGGUCAGUAGUAUUAAGGUUAGUUGUAGAAUGUUAAGUAAAGAGGGUGAGUCAAUCGAUGGAAUGGUGAAUCGGCUGUGGCUGGGACACGUGUUGCUCAUGUCGAGCCAUCGCCUUCCUCGACUGGCGAUGUUGACUAACAGGAUUAGGUCGGAAAAGGUUUGGGAUGGGAUGUUCAAAUCAAAACUUAAAAUUCGUCAGUGGUGUUUUUGUACCAGCCACGUAGGGAGGUGUAGGCCUCCUGGAUGGGAUCCUCUAAAUGCAAGGAACCAAUAAUCAUAGCUGGAGACUGCUGGUGGUGGUGUGGUUCAAAAUCGUCCACAGUGGCACAAGUGUAUUCACUCUUUGUGGUCUCCCAUAUCCACUAAACCGUCAUGUUUUUCAGUGUUACUGUUCUUUCUUCCUCUCAUUUCUACUUAUCAUAGUUCUUUUGAAUUUCAUUUGUCUGCCCUUCGGUGCUACAUUGAGUGGGGCAACCUGAACUGCUGCACUACUGUGCAAAGUUCUAUUUAGCAACUCAGUCAUCCUAGCAUUUAGUUGAGUUCGAGAUUGUGGUUUUUUGUAAUGCUCUCCAUUUGAGAAUAACUAGUUGUCGGUGAAUUGGAGUGUUUGAUUGUUUGUGCUUUUGUAGCAUCCGGAAGUGGAAAAUGAUGGAGUAGUUAACCGAUUAUAUCUAUUAUCUUGUUUACUCCUAACUCAUGUAGGCAUAUGCAUAUUGGAAAAAUUGAGUUAAAGCUAAGGCUUAUCUUUCAUAAUGUUGUUUUCUCUGAACUCUGGUGGUUUAGUUGCGAAAGUGUAAUUUACAGGGGACCGCAUAAAACUCACUGAAGCGCUGAAGAUCUCUAAGAAGAUAAUGCGGAAAAAAAACGUGAAAGCAGAUGCAUGUGUCAACCAAGACACUAGCUUCUACUUAUGUGCUUAAGCUUUACGAAUAAAAUGCAGUUACAAAAAUGACUGAAGAAGCUGUUGUGGCAGAGGAGAUCAAUUACGAGGAACAAUAUGGGGUGCUUACUGAGGAGAAUAAAAAAUUGAAGAUUGAUAUUUCAAGUUUGCAGUUAAGCAAUCGAAGUCUUGUCAAUCAAAAUAGGGAUGAGAAGAAAAAGGUUAUGGAUUGUCGUUUGCAGAUUGCUGACUUAGAAGGACGCCUUAAAGCAUUUGAUGCUACAAAACAGGAGUUAGCGGAUUCUCAAGCUCAUUGUGAACGUGUACGUAUGACAUUAGAAAGUUGUGAAGCUAAAUUAGCCGAUGCUGAAAGACGUGCAGAUGAAGCCUCUGGUUUAAUAAAAAUUAAGGAUAGCGUUAUUGUAAAACAAAGCAAUUUUACAAAAGAAAUCGAAGAACGCUUACGAAAUGUCACAGAGGAGCGAGAUAAUUUAUUACAUAAAACCUCUAAUCUAGAAACUGAAUUAAAUGCAGCUAUAAUUAGAGGUGAAGAUGCUGAUGAUUUGAAAGAGCGUUUGAAGGCGUUACAAGAACUUUUUGACAAUUUGGUCAAUGAACGCUCUGAAACAACUAGUGAGAGUGGAUUAGCUGCUGCUAAUGAUUAUUUCAAAUCUGAACAGGCUAAAUCUGAAAGUCGUAUUGCGGAACUUAAAGAAAUUAAAAGUGGAUUAGAACAGAAGAUUGAAGAGUUAUGCGAUGAUAAAAAGAAACUGCAAAUGCAGUUGGAUCAACAAUUGGAUGAAUAUGAGAAGUUAGGAGAAAAAUGCGCAACGCUGGAGGCACGUAUCAAAGAAAUGGCUCACAAUGACAGGAGAUACACUGGCGGUAUGCUCGGCUCUCGUCUUAUUGGUCCAACAUUACCUCCAUGGAUUGCUGAUGAGAAAAAGUUGGAGAACGAUUUGGAACGUCUUUCUAAAACUGAUCCGGCUACCUUACGCGCUAAGGUUAUGGAGCUGGAAAGUCAGGUUAACGAACUCAAUCAUCUUUUAACUUAUCGGGAAGAUGUUAUUCUACGCAUACAUGAGGAAAUAUCCAAAAAGGCUUCAAAACUUGAAGCUGCUGAUGUUGAACGGUCAAGUCUUACAGCUCAAAUCAGUAUAUUAAAACGCGAGUUGGCAACAGCUCGUGAAGACUUAGCUCGUCGUGGGGUAGGUCCUCUUGAAUUAGACGCUGAAAUUGAACGUUUACGAAGUAAACGAGAUCGGGAGUAUCAACGUCGCAAACGAACUGAAGCUGACUUAGAGGCUAUGGAGAAAGAAAAUCAAGAGCUCAAACAACGCAUUAAGAGGUUAGAAGAAGCGGCUAUCGCAACUCCUCCGAAACCAGUUAUUCCUCAAAGUGAUCCUUCUGACAGAAAUAAAAUCGUUGAGCUUCAGGGCGCUGUAAAUCAAUUACGAAUGGAUAAUGAGGCUAAGAGGUCAGAACUAUUCGAUCUCAGAUCAAGAUUUGAUGCUAAAUCCGCACAAGUGGAUAAAAUGUCUGCUGAGUUUAAGACAAAAGAACGUCUCUGCCUUGAGCUCACAAAUCAACUUGCAGCUAUACGUGGUCAAUUGGAGAGUACCACAAAAGAGUUGGAGUCGGUUCGCUGUAGAGCUGUUCGUGGCGGAGCUGAAGUUGAACGAUGGAACUCCGAUUUAAUAAGUUUACAAACUACUAAUAAAUUCUUAUCAUCUCAGUUGAAUGAUUCAAGAAAUAAAAUGCUUACCAAGGAUAGAUUGAUUGCUGAGUUAACAAAACGUUGUGAAGAAAUUUUACGGAUUCAUUCCACUGAAGAACCCACAGAACCUUGUGAAAAUGGUAUUACUGAUGAGAAAGCACCGUGUCCACAUUGUCAAGGUCGUUCAAGUACGGAGGAUAAACAGCAGUCUACUGAUCUGGAUAUUGUAGCUGAGUUGGAAACUAAACUUUCUUCACUGGAGGAGCGAUGUAAAAAUUUAAUGGAGGAAGCUGCUAGAACGCAAGAGGAAAAAGAAAAUGUUAAGUCUCAGUUGGAGGCAGAACUUGCUAAUGCUCAACAAUGUGUUCAACAAUUGUCUGACGAAGUUACUCGAGAAAGAGAAAUCGCCUGUGAUUCAACUUCGCGGGUACAAGAGCUUACUGCUCAAAUAAAUCAGUUAGAAACAGAUCUUUCUCAAACCAGAAUGCAGCUUUUAGAAGCGCAAUCUGAUCAUCAGAAAGAAAAUGACGUCAACUCCACUGCUAUCUCACCUCCUGCUAAACGAACUCGACGGAGUGUUAAUGCCGCUGUAAACAAUGUCAAAGCAAAUUCAAAGAAUAAUCAGCGCAAGAGUAAAGUGGAUCAUUCAUCUGGUGGUGGACGACAUUGAUACAACUGGACUGCAUUUGAGUCUCUCUCUUUCUCUUUCCCUCUCAGUCUGUCGAAAUCAAAUGCACACACACACACACACCAACAGAUUUGUGCCCUCGUAUGUUGUAGACAAAAGCGAAAAAUUAUUCCACACAAAUCAGUCAUACCUAGUUUUAUUACUACUAUCAUCAGUUUUGUUCUUCUUCAUUAUUCAAAAUUCUGGAACUGUUCUUGUUUGUUUGUGUGGGCAUGUCCGUGUUGAUAAUUGAGUCUGUUUGUAUGUAUCUACGUGUUGAUUUAUUAUUCCCCGUGGCCCUCUAAUGCGCGCUCACCAUACAUGUACACUUUACAUUCACAGAAGUUGUUUUACUCCUUCCAUAAUUGGAGUUGCAUUUUCCCGCCGUUAUGACAGUUACACUUUGGCGGCCUUUUGUUUUUAUUUCUUAUUUCUGAACAUCUACAUUAGCACAAACAAUAGAACUCAGUGAUGAUGAUGAUGAUAACGACAACAAUAACGAUAAUAAAUGUGAUGAAGAUCAGCUGUAAAAAUGGUUUUCGUCUUUUUGCUUUUUCUUCUUUUUGAAAUUUCACACAUCUUUGAUGGAGAAAUCCAUGCUGCUGUGUUUGUGUACAUUUGUUUGAUGCUGAUGAUGAAUGUAUUGAUUCACUUUUAACAUGUUUAAAUAAUGACCGGUUUUUUUAAGCAUGCGAAAUAGUUUUAUAUUACCACAUUUAAGGGCUUCUGUUGUAUGUAAUAGCGGUUAUUGUUGUUGUAGAUCACAUUUAUGUAGCUGUUGUUAUUUAGGUA